Xiphias gladius (swordfish) is the source of this 970-nucleotide messenger RNA. RefSeq names its product RNA polymerase II subunit D (gene polr2d). Gene Ontology annotation, cellular component: P-body; RNA polymerase II, core complex. Lineage: Eukaryota; Metazoa; Chordata; Actinopteri; Istiophoriformes; Xiphiidae. The record is from RefSeq and is a predicted model, not a curated record. Bases 240 to 674 code for a protein of 144 amino acids. Gene Ontology annotation, biological process: transcription initiation at RNA polymerase II promoter; positive regulation of translational initiation; nuclear-transcribed mRNA catabolic process, deadenylation-dependent decay. The transcript is spliced from 4 exons. Gene Ontology annotation, molecular function: nucleotide binding; translation initiation factor binding.
CAGGAAGCGGUCCGUGUCGGACUCGGAUGUGCUUCUGUGUUUUACGAGAGUAAAGGCGCCGAGCUGGACCCAACGUCCGUUGUUCCGACGUUAAAUCUCCGCCGACCCGCAGAGGUCGUCCGCAGGCCCGCGGACUCACCGGGAGUCUGUGCUGAAUCCACCGACCGGCUGCUAGCGUUACUGCCCUCCAUUUCGUGUCUCCGCCGACCCGGUAGCCGUUAGCCGCUGUUGUGUCGGUCAUGGCGGCGGGAGGCGGCGCGGCUGCUCCGCAUGUCGGUGAUGUUGAAGAAGACGCUUCACAGCUGCUGUUUCCCAAAGAGUUUGAGAACGCAGAGACUCUGCUGAACUCGGAGGUCCACAUGUUGCUGGAACACAGGAAGCAGCAGAACGAGAGCGCCGAGGACGAACAGGAGCUGUCAGAGGUUUUCAUGAAGACUCUGAACUACACGGCUCGAUUCAGCCGCUUCAAGAACAGAGAGACCAUCACCGCCGUACGCAGUCUCCUCCUGCAGAAGAAGCUCCAUAAAUUCGAGUUGGCCAGUUUGGCAAAUCUGUGUCCUGAAGCUGCUGAAGAGGCUAAAGCCCUGAUCCCCAGUCUGGAGGGUCGGUUUGAAGACGAGGAGCUGCAGCAGAUCCUGGACGACAUCCAGACCAAGAGAAGCUUCCAGUACUGAGACCAAAUCCAGGACCAAGACCAGGACUGCUCUCUGCGCUCUGUGACUCCUGGUUCUCCUGCAGGACUUGAGUCUCAGUCCUGCUCUGACCACCUUCAGGUCCCUGUCCUCUCUAGGGAGUUUUAUUCUAUAUCCUGGAAGACUGAACUGAACUGACUGCCUGAUUAUAGUCUGUGGAUCCUGGUGGUUCAGACUGAACAGUUUUUGAUGAAUACUUAAAGAGUCAGUCUCGUGUUCACUGUGCAGCUCAUCAAUUCCUUCUGCCGUCACAAUAAACUUUGAUUUGUUUUUUUACA